AUGCCAAAAGUUCAUCCACUUGCACAUCAAUUAUCAGAGCAACACUUUUCCUCUUCUCAGCAGUCGAUGGCUGAUACUCCUAAAAGCAAUCUUAAAAAGCAACGUUCAAGGGCAUUGCCAGAUAUUGUCUACAAUACGAAUGAUGAAUUUGGUACUCAUCAUCAAGAACCUCCAUCUCGUUCCAAAAUUUCUAUCAAGACAUGUUUGAUAUUGUUGGUUGCUUUCUUAGAAAUAUUAACAGUGCUGGUAUUGUCAAGUGUGUGGAUAUCUUGUUUUCUUCCAUACAUGCUCAAGUGGGGUUCAUCAGUGAGAGAGAAGGGUUUUGAUAAUAUUGUGCAAUUUACACAUUCCACACUUAAAGAACUCAUGCUUGUUGUCGAAACGGAGAAGGAAAUAUUAUCAGAUGGGUUCGAUCCUUAUGAUACCGCUCUCGUAGAGAAGCACAUGUUCAAACUUUUUAAGAAUGAAAUUAAGCGACAUCCCUCUCUUCCUCUCACACUUUUUAUUGGUGAUCACACUAGAUAUAAUUUUGGUGUGUUUCAGCUUAAUGAAACCAUGAUUGUCUCUUUCCUCGAAGACUCCUAUUGGUACUGUUCCGAUUAUGAGCUUUACGAUCAUUGUGAGAGAAAUCAUUCAGCUCCAUUUGAUGUAGUGCUGGAUCCUAUUGAUAUGAAUGAUAUAUGGGACACUGCUAGAGCAGCUCCAAACGGAACUAGAUUUACAAUGAGUUAUGCUGACAUCACAUUACCUAGCAUUACUUUUAUCACUCUCUUGUCAAUGGUGAAAAAUACAUCUGACCCUUCUGAUUACGCCUUUUGGAUUGGGUAUGAUGUUUCAGUAGAAUCAUUUUCAAAAUACCUAUCCCUAGCAACACGAGAGAUUGAUGGAGCUAUUGCCUUUACUAUUGAAGUGAGCACUAAUUACUUGAUAUCUAAUUAUGAUCCAGAAGUUUCUGUAGCUGUUUGGGAUGAACAACAACAAGAAACCAGACUUACAGCAAUCACAGUCCGUGAUAAGGGAACUAAUCUUAUUGGAAAGAGUUUAUACUCUUUAUAUCCAGACUUGCAAGUAAUUGAAAGAAACAAAAUGAUUAUGUUAGAAGUUGAGGGUUACUACCUCUCAAUGUAUCGGCUAUGUACCGAAGAAAAUGUGGAUUGGCUGCUUGUCUUUGCUGAACCAACAUCAAACUAUUUAACAACAAUUUUCAUGGCUGUAGGAAUUGCUCUUGGUAUAAGUCUUUUGAUUAUCAUUAUUAGUAUAAUCUUCGGUGUUUAUAUUUCAUUUAAAAUUAUUCAACCAUUCUAUGAGUUGAUUUUCAAUUUUAGUGAAGUUUCUGAAAUGAAAUUGGAAGGAUUAGAAUUUAGAAAUUCAUUGUUCAGAGAAGUUGUCAUUCUUCAAGGACACUUUAAGGGGAUGGUUGACAGGAUUAAGCUUUAUAGAUGCUUUAUUCCAAGUCACUUGAUUUCAAAGAUUGAUGGAGGUGAAGAAGUUGAUAAAAGUAGAAGAUCAAAAGAUUCCCAACCUCAAUCUAAAAGUGCUUACUCUAUUGCAAAACUAGUUAAGGAAGACGCUUCUAGCAGUUUUUCAAGCAUUGGAAGUACUACGAAAAAACAAUCUCAAACUCAACAACCAAUUGAUAUUUUAGCAAGAUUUGCCCUUCAUUUGGAUAAAAGAAAAGUUGGUUUUGCUUGUUUACAUAUUGAAGGAAUGAGCGCAUGUAUUGCCAACAAUUCUUACUCUGAAACUGUAACUGUUUUAAGUGAAAUUUUCAAAUAUGUAUAUGAUAUGAGUAAGAUACAUGGAGGUUCUGUUGGUAAUUUUGAUAAUGAGACUAUCACUAUUUCAUUCAAUUCUAAUAUUGACACAGCAGCCCCAGAAAAGAAAUCUAUAACAUUUGCUUAUGCUAUUGUUAGAAAGCUUAAUGGUUUAUUACCAUUAAAGAAGGCCAUUAAUCCAGAAGCGACCGAUAAGGCACAAACUUUUAGAGUUGCAGUUCUCUCCCAAGCUGUUUGUUGUGGUAACUUGGGUACUAAUGAUUUUAAGAAUUUUACAAUUGUUGGUAGCUUCCAAAGAAAUAUACUUUCCAUGUUGGAUCUUGCUGUUAAUUUGAACAUUGAAAUUGUAGUCUCUGAAGAAAUUAAGGCAAAAACUCAUAAUUUCUAUCAACACAGAUUUAUCGAUACACUUAAUUUCUUAACGGAACAACAAUAUGGAAUUCCUGAGCUAGACAAGUCGCUUAACAAGAAUUGGGCAUUCUUAAAGUCACCAGAGUAUGGUAACAACAUUCCAGAAAGUUAUACUCCUUUGUCCUCAAAGCAAAUUACUGAAGUGAAUGUUUAUGAAUUUGGAGAUUUUAUGGAAGUUAAAGAAGAUGAAUGGAUGUAUGAAUUGGAGGAAAAGAAGAAGAGAAAUCUUUGGCAAUCCUAUGGAGCUGCUUGUAAUUUAUUCUUUGACAAGAAAUAUGAAGAAGCAUGUGGAUUGUUGAAUGAAUUCUUGGAUAGAACAAUUCAAAAUGGAAAGGCAGAUUUACCAACCAUUAAUCUAUUAGAAAAGCUAAAGAAAUUACAAGAAAGAGAAAAACUAGAGCAAUUGUAA
Naegleria gruberi is the source of this 2595-nucleotide messenger RNA. RefSeq lists its product as uncharacterized. The record is from RefSeq and is a predicted model, not a curated record. The coding region runs from base 1 to 2595 and encodes 864 amino acids. NCBI's taxonomy places the organism in Eukaryota, Heterolobosea, Eutetramitea, Acrasida, Naegleriidae. The transcript has 4 exons.